AUGGCAGAGUUAGAGAGAAGGUGUGUACGAAUACGAUUACAGCAGCAGCAGCAGCAGCCAAAUUGGUUGGAGCUUCCAAGCGAACUCGUUGAAUUAAUUAUGAAAAAACUUGGUUUGGUGGACAUCACUCGGUUCAAAGCAGUUUGUAGAUCUUGGUAUAAGGCUGGGAAUUCCUAUACAUGUGGAUUGGUAUAUUCUCCUAAUAAUCAAUCUCCAUGGCUGAUGUUUCCUAGUAGUGAAUGUGAAAGCCCUCACAAAAGGCAUUUGUGCUUCUUCAAUUUUGCAGAGCAGAAGCAGUACAAACUCAAGAACGUGUUCCAAGGCCUAGGCCCUGGAUUUGACAAUCCGUAUUGCGUGGGAUCCUCAUAUGGGUGGCUCAUAGUUUUUGACAAAAAAUCCAAUAAUGGAUGCAUACUCAAUCCAUUCUCAGGAUCUAGAAUCAAACUCCCAACCAUCACCAGUUUUAACGGCUUUCGUGUUACCAAAGCUAUCCUCUCCUCUGAUCCGACGCCACCACGAUCUUGUACCAAAAGCAGCAGCUUUUGGAUCGUAAUUAUGCAUGGACUUAUCUGCGGACGUCUUGCCUUCUACAACUACAAGCAUGGAGGAGAUCAUGAAGACAACAACAAUAUUAAUAAUAAUACGUGGACUGGGUUUGGAGAAUUCUUUUUAUACGCCGAUCUAAUAUUCCACAAUAAUCACCUCUAUGCACUGCAAUACCAUGAAACCGGACCAUUAGUGCCCGGAGGCAGGAAUGACUUAGUUGAAGUAUGGGACUUUGACAAUUAUAUUCCAAAGAAAGUUGCAACAUUUAAAAAUCCUUCUUUUCCAUUAGGUAUCAUUAAUCCUGGAGUUAAAAAAUCUUGCUAUAAUAUCUAUUUGGCAAAAUCAUUGGAUGAUGAGAUUUUGUAUGUGUUACGGGUUUCUGCAAAGGUUACCAUUGAUAAUGAUACAGACCACUACACAGAUGAAUGUUACGUGUAUAAGCUGGUUUAUAGUAGCCAAAGAUGGGAAGAAAUAGUGAAAACUUUUGGGGAUGGUGGUCAGUCACUGUUUCUAGGUGAAAAUCAAUGCAUCUCAAUUUAUGCUCGAAAGUUUCCAGAAUGGAAAGAAAAUUCAUUAUACAUCACCGUUCGUCCUUAUACUGAUCGAUUUAAAAUAAAUCGAUAUUUUGAAUAUGUUCAUAAAGUUGGAGUAUAUCACUUACAAAAAAAGGAUCAGAACCAUUUUAUGGAAUUAAAUUUGAAUUGGGAACAUUAUUAUUGGACAGCUUUUUGGAUUGUUCCUAAUCUUUUUUAA
Molecule: messenger RNA, 1299 nt
Organism: Ziziphus jujuba (common jujube)
Lineage: Eukaryota; Viridiplantae; Streptophyta; Magnoliopsida; Rosales; Rhamnaceae
Product: putative F-box protein At5g66830
Exons: 1
Coding region: 1-1299 (432 amino acids)
Molecular function (GO): protein binding
Source: RefSeq, a predicted model, not a curated record